This is a messenger RNA of Populus trichocarpa (black cottonwood), 1327 nucleotides long. RefSeq lists its product as uncharacterized. The transcript has 8 exons. Gene Ontology annotation, molecular function: nucleic acid binding. NCBI's taxonomy places the organism in Eukaryota, Viridiplantae, Streptophyta, Magnoliopsida, Malpighiales, Salicaceae. The record is from RefSeq and is a predicted model, not a curated record. The coding region runs from base 177 to 1073 and encodes 298 amino acids.
UAAAAUAAUUAGCCCAUAUUAUUAUUCUACGGGACCCUUUGGCAUUUGAGUUUCGUCUUCAAAGAAACAUCAAGGCAAAAACCACAGAGACAAAAGCAGAGAUCAAAAUUCAAAGACUUUGUUUGUGUUUGGUUUCUCUGCUUCUAAUCCAUUGAUUAAUAAUCAGGUGGUUGAAGAUGGAUCGCAGAUGGUACAGUGAUAAACAAGAAACAAGCACCCACAAUAAACAGCAACUUGUUAGAGAGCAGGACUCUCUUAUUGAGGAUUUCACAGAGGAUUUUCGGUUACCAAAAGAUCACAGACCUACGGAAAAUGUUGAUCUAGACAAUGUUGAACAAGCUUCAUUGGACACAAAGUUGACAGCGUCAAAUAUUGGUUUUAGGCUUCUUCAGAAAAUGGGAUGGAAAGGAAAGGGUCUUGGAAAGGACGAGCAAGGAAUCAUUGAGCCUAUAAAAUCUGGAAUUAGAGAUCCAAAGUUAGGGAUUGGAAAACAAGAAGAAGAUGAUUUUUUUACCGCAGAAGAAAAUAUUCAGCGAAGAAAACUUGACAUUGAGGUUGAAGAAACUGAGGAACACACAAAAAAGCGGGAGGUGUUAGCUGAACGGGAGCAGAAAAUUCAAACUGAGGUAAAAGAGAUAAGGAAGGUGUUCUUUUGUGAUCUUUGCAACAAGCAAUACAAAUUGGCUAUGGAAUUUGAAGCUCAUCUGAGUUCAUACGACCAUAAUCAUAGAAAGAGAUUUAAGGAAAUGAGAGAGAUGCAUGGUACUAGCAGUCGUGAUGAUCGGCGAAAGCGAGAACUGCAACGACAGGAGAGGGAGAUGGCUAAGUUUGCACAGAUGGCAGAUGCUCAUAAACAGGAGCAGCAACAAGAAGAAUCUGCAUCUGCUCAGGUUUCCACUUCGCUUAGAAGUGGAACUGCACUUGUGGAUCAGGAUCAGCGGAGGGCAUUAAAAUUUGGGUUUUCAUCUAAAGGUGGCCUUUCAAAGUGGCCCUUUUGCAUUCACUGCACAGAACUCCUCGGCCAAAGCCGCAAAGAAGCCAAAAUCAGCUGUAGCCUCUGUUUUCAGCAAUGAUAGUGAUGAAGAACAGUGAAGUUCGGUGGUGCAUCUGUACUUCAUACUAUGCCGCAAUACUCUAGUUUUCUUUAGUUGAUGUUAUGCAUUUCAAGUGGCAUACUCGUGUAGUUCUAAGCACUUUCGUACUCUGUAGUAUGGACAGGGAGGCUGGUUACACCCUUGUUAAAAAAAUCUGCUAUGUGCAAAGCUAGUUCCCAAGACUUAGAGCCUAACUCACGGCUAAGUUUCAAGUCAGAAAAAAUAUUGACCGA